Eriocheir sinensis (Chinese mitten crab) is the source of this 2152-nucleotide messenger RNA. Its product is annotated as CTP synthase 1-A-like. Gene Ontology annotation, biological process: CTP biosynthetic process; pyrimidine nucleobase biosynthetic process. NCBI's taxonomy places the organism in Eukaryota, Metazoa, Arthropoda, Malacostraca, Decapoda, Varunidae. Gene Ontology annotation, cellular component: cytoplasm; cytoophidium. The record is from RefSeq and is a predicted model, not a curated record. Gene Ontology annotation, molecular function: identical protein binding; CTP synthase activity. The coding region runs from base 154 to 2076 and encodes 640 amino acids. The transcript is spliced from 13 exons.
CAUUGUGUACAUUGUAUUUGGAACCCUAAAAGCGACGUCUGUCGGGCCUCGACGCAGUGCCGCGCACUCUACUGUGUGGCUCUGUGGCGUGCGCGCAGUUGUGAAUGUUGUGUCCCAGGCCGCGGGUGGAACAGACGACGGAAGACACACACCAUGAAGUACAUUCUGGUCACUGGUGGAGUAAUUUCUGGGAUUGGGAAAGGUGUCAUAGCUUCUAGCAUUGGCACAAUCCUAAAACACUGUGGCUUACGUGUAACUUCUAUCAAAAUUGACCCAUACAUCAAUAUUGAUGCUGGAACAUUCUCACCAUAUGAACAUGGUGAAGUUUUUGUUCUGGAUGAUGGAGGAGAGGUGGAUCUUGACUUGGGUAACUAUGAGCGCUUCCUGGAUGUUACACUUCAUCGUGACAACAACAUCACCACAGGCAAGAUUUACCAAUCAGUUAUCAAUAAGGAACGAAAAGGAGACUACCUAGGGAAGACUGUACAGGUUGUGCCACACAUAACAGAUGCCAUCCAGGAGUGGGUAGAAAAAGUAGCUUACAACCCAGUUGAUGGUGAAAUGGCUGAGCCAGAAGUGUGCAUCAUAGAGUUGGGAGGCACAAUAGGAGAUAUUGAAGGCUUGCCCUUUGUGGAAGCUUUCAGGCAGUUCCAGUUCAGAGUAAAAAGAGAAAACAUCUGUUUUGUGCAUGUGUCUCUGGUGCCUCAGCCGUCUUCCACUGGAGAGCACAAGACCAAGCCCACAAUGGCCAGUGUGCGGGAACUACGAGGUCUUGGACUCUCGCCUGAUUUCAUUGUUUGUCGUUCAGAGAAACCGGUUGAUACAUCCAUCAAAUACAAAAUAUCCAACUUCUGCCAUGUGUCCCCUGAACAGGUUAUAUGUCUCCAUGAUGCACAGAACAUUUAUGCAGUGCCUGUCAUGUUGGAAGAACAACAAAUAUCACAUUUGCUGAGUGAUCGCUUGAACUUAAACCUUGACAGCUGUAGACCAAGAAGGUUUCUAAAGAAAUGGUGUGACCUUUCUACUAAGCUUGAGCAUUUGCGCACCAAGGUUACCAUAGCUCUUGUAGGCAAGUAUACUCAGCUGCAAGAUUCAUAUGCUUCAGUAAUCAAAGCCCUGCAGCAUGCAGCUCUUGCAUGCAAUCGAAAACUGGAACUGAAAUGCAUUGAAGCUGAAGACUUGGAGGAAGAAGCAAAGGCUGAUCGACCUGUCAAGUAUUACGAAGCAUGGCAGAACGUUUGCAAGAGCAAUGGAAUCAUUGUUCCCGGUGGCUUUGGUCAGAGGGGAAUGGAAGGAAAGGUUGCAGUGUGUAAAUGGGCCAGAACCAAGAAGAAGCCCUUUCUGGGAGUAUGUCUUGGUCUUCAAGCAGCUGUUAUUGAGUUUAGCAGAAAUAUACUUGGAUGGGAAGAUGCCAACAGCCAGGAAAUGCUUCCUGAAGGAACUCGUCACGUAAUUGUUGAAAUGCCAGAACACAACCCAGGACAACUAGGUGGGACUAUGAGACUAGGAAAGAGGCAGACCCUGUUCAAGUCCGACACUUCAAAGCUCCGGCAGCUUUAUGGCAAUGUGGAUUUUGUGGAGGAGAGGCACAGACACAGGUUUGAAGUGAACCCCAAAUUAGUGCAAGAUAUUGAAGCUGCAGGACUUAAAUUUGUGGGUCAAGAUGUAGAUGGAGAGCGCAUGGAAAUUAUGGAGUUGGAGAACCACCCUUACUAUGUUGCUUGUCAGUACCAUCCUGAGUAUCUAACAAGGCCUCUGAAGCCUUCACCUCCCUACCUGGGCCUCAUAUUGGCAGCCAGUGGCAAAUUGGAGCAGUACCUUGCUAGGGGCUGUCACAUGACUCCUACCAGCUCUCCAGAGUCUUCAGAUGAAGAGUUACCAAUGCCAUCACAUGUACUCACCAAGCAGACUCAAAAGCUUAAAGGAAUUGAGUCACUGAAUCUGACAGCAUCAUCAGACCCCACUACCACUCCUGACCCUAGCAUUACUUCCCCACUUUCCUCCUCUUCAAAUGGGAAAGGAGAGAAAGCAGAUGGUCAGAUUCCCAUUCCUAACUCUUUGCCACUUUUGUCAUGAACAAACAAAGAGGCUUGCUCCACAUAAAUGGUUGGUAAGAGUAACCACUCUUCAGUACCUAGAAUGUUAUUUUUUU